UUCACAAAAAACAGAUUUGUUUUUAUCGAGCUCUUUGAUAAAUUCAAAUUAAUUGGACGAACAGUAUUCGUAUGAUCAUCUCGAGUAAUUAAUUUGAUAAGCAUUGAAAAUCAAAUUUUUAUGUUACAUACCAUUUAUAAUAUUUUAAUCUAAAACAAAUGAAAUUUGCAACUUUACUAUGUUUCGUCGCAAUUGUCACGACGGUGAGUUAAUUUUUGUUUAUGCAGAGCAUUAUCUUUUUUUCUUAUCAAAACAUUUUGUGUUUUCAAUGCAAUGCAACAUAUCUUUGAAAAAUAUUGAUUUUAUGAAUAUCACAAGUGAAAACAUGGACAAAUUAUCUACCGGGUUAUUGUGUAUUAAUAAGAUGUUUGAAAUGCAAAACGAACAGGGUGACUACGUUCCAGAGAAGGUCAGAAGUUAUUUCGAACAUGUAGCCGUCAAUAAAGAUAACAUAGAAAAAAUUGUCAAUAAUUGUACUGUUAAAUCUGAUGGAACCACUGCUAAAGAAGCUGCUCUUAAAUUAUUCACAUGUGCCAUAAAAAUAGAUACUCUACGUUUUCCUUAUUCUGAUUGAACAUCGGUAUUUAUUGUCAUUUCUAAUAUAAAUAAACAAAAUAUCCAUUCUUA
Molecule: messenger RNA, 627 nt
Organism: Diorhabda sublineata
Lineage: Eukaryota; Metazoa; Arthropoda; Insecta; Coleoptera; Chrysomelidae
Exons: 2
Coding region: 179-574 (131 amino acids)
Molecular function (GO): odorant binding
Source: RefSeq, a predicted model, not a curated record